AAAGAAAAAGAAAAAAAAAAGAAACGCCUACGACUAGCCCAAACGCACCGACCUGUCCUCCGACCAGAAUUCCGAUCGCCACCCCGCGGUUCUGCUCUCGCCGGCCGAACAACGCGUGCUCACGCUCGCCGCCGCCGGUCGCCGCCUCCAAAUCGUCGCCAGAGAAUCCGCGUCCUCCCCAGAUGACGCUGCGCACGGGAGAAGCAACGCCGCCUCCCCAGGCGCAUGCCGAGGAGGAGCCGGGGCGGGGGAAGCGCCGGCGCGUCGUCGCCCGUGAGACGAGGCUGCAGCAGGAGGAGGAGGAGGAGGAGGGCGCCUCAUCCGAGCCGGAGACCAGACCGCGCCCUCCCCCCGCCACCCCCGCCACUGCAGAGGAGCCCGCCGCCACCGCCGCUGGGGCGGAGGCCAGGGCUCAGCUGGCCAUAAACAUUCGCCGUAUGCUUGCUGUCGAGGCAGAGAGAAGGGGCCGAAUCGCUGAACGAAUUGGAGUUCAGGCUGAGGGUCCAAUUCUCACUCUGGAGGAUACAUUUUGUGAUAUUGAUGAUGGUAGUGCUAAAAGCCAAGUUGCUCGAAAGGUUGCUUUGGGUGUUUCACAGUCAAUUGUCAGUUUAUCUUCCUUUGCAGGUCGAAAAAGGAUACGGGUUUGCUCAGGAUUUGUGAUACGGUGGAACGAUAGUACCAGCAUUGGUACAAUAUUAACCUCAGCAGCACUUGUUAGACCUCCAUGCGGAGAUGAUGUCAGGGUGGAGGUCUUUCUACCUAGUGGGGAUAUAUCUAUUUGCCAGAUUUCCAUGGUAGAUUUCCAUCAUAACAUAGCCUUAGUUGAAGUCACAUCCAAUUUCAAGCUUCAAGAGGCUGUUAUCCUUAAAUAUAUUAUCGACAAGGGAGAUGUUUUAGCCCUUGGCCGUUCUUAUGAAGGUGGUCUUCUGAUGUGCUCAAGGGGAGAAAUAAGCAACAGAGCCAGCAUAUUUGAGUGUUCAGAACUGUUAGUAUCAAGUUGCGAGAUAACAAUGGCUGGCACCGGGGGACCCCUUGUAAAUUAUAAUGGCCAUGUUGUAGGUAUUAACUUCUUUGAAGAGAACCAAACGCCAUUUCUUUCGAUGGCAAUUGUUUUCAAAUGCUUGGAACAUCACCAGAUAUUUGGAAGAAUAAUUCGACCUUGGAUUGGAUUCUGGUUCACCUCUAUUCAAAUGGUUCCGCUUAGUCAUCUAGAGCACAUAUACAGAAAAUUCUCGGAUGUUGAUAAUGGCCUAUAUAUUUCAAAUGUGGCUGAGGGAUCACCCGCUGAUAUUGCUGGAAUAUGUCAGGGUGAUAUUCUCAUGAAAUGUGGUGGGAAAUUCCUCUCUACUGCCCCUGAGUUCGGUGCAAUGUUGAUGGAUAAAUGCAAGGAAACUAUGGAAGAGUAUGACCAAGAAACCAAUGGUGAUUUUUCAGCGAAAAGGAUAACAGUUGAGAUUGUUAUAAAGCGAGAAAAUGAUGGAAGCACUAUAGAGAAAACUAUAUCUGCUGGUUUGAUAGAAGAGUUUAACUAUAACAGGUGGCCUACACCGAUCCCUAGCUAUAAGGUCAGACGAGAUACUAUUGGAAGGUGUUAAGAGCCUUAGAGGUGCAGUUCAUCUACGUGCAUGCAUGUUAUAAUUAGGUCUGACCCACACAAUUUGUCCGGCCCGGUGACCUGUGUUACAUCCCUCUGCAUUUUGCACAUCCCGUUCCAAAAAAAAAAAAACACGACAUCAUACAACAGCGGGUCGCCCAAAUUAUUGAUGACCGACGUCAUCGCUGAAACAAGGAAGUUCCAUGGCGCCACCGCUAAUUAUUGACCUCUCCAUUACUUGAACUGCUGUUGAUCUUUAUAGGUGACUUGAACCGCUGCUGGUGUUGUUUAUCUGAUCUUGCUCAGUUCUGUUUCAGGAUGUGGCCAGGUUGUGGUCUUGUGUGAUGUCUGUGUGGCUCGUGAUCUGUAUUGCAAAAGUUUGUGGCUGCUAAAUCCUGGGUGAUGCAGCCAAGUUUUGGCGGCAUGAUACUUGUGUUGUGCUUGUGCGUCUGUGAUCGAUCAUUUCCCAAAUUUCAUAGAUUACUUUCAAAUACAUGUCUGUGCUCUGCUCUCUUCGCAGAGAAAAAGGGAUGAUUCCCAAGUUUGUAGAGUACUAAGGCUGUGUUUAGAUAUAAAGUUUGGAUCCAAACUUCAGUUCU
Molecule: messenger RNA, 2193 nt
Organism: Oryza sativa Japonica Group (Japanese rice)
Lineage: Eukaryota; Viridiplantae; Streptophyta; Magnoliopsida; Poales; Poaceae
Product: putative protease Do-like 14
Molecular function (GO): protein binding
Source: RefSeq, a predicted model, not a curated record